Molecule: messenger RNA, 570 nt
Organism: Peniophora sp. CBMAI 1063
Lineage: Eukaryota; Fungi; Basidiomycota; Agaricomycetes; Russulales; Peniophoraceae
Source: the annotation of a GenBank genome assembly
AUGGCGGAGCCCCAACCCGAUGCGCCGAGACUCGAAGUUGGCAUCAUAUACGCCGUCCUGCAUACUCGCUCGGCCGACUGGCUGGACUCAAUGAAACACUGUCACUACUCCAUCGCUGUUGCCACUAGCGACACGACGGUCAUGCGGUGGCACGCCACCAAUGAGAACGCUGCCUGGGAUAACGAGGUGGGGGCAUUAGCGAACGUAUGGGAAAUAGUGUGCAAGCCCUACACCUGCACAGAAUCCAGGGCUCUCGUGCUUCUAGUCGUACUCGGUCGGAUGCACGCAGACUGGUCCGUAGAGGUUCUCGACGGUAUCUUCAGGCAAUCCCCACCUCUCUACGUGCCCGAGGAGGACCAGGAGCGCUUCCCGAAGUUCAACUGUCAGUCGUGGUUCGUCAACGCCGUGCGCCUUCUGGCGCAUCACAAGGGCAUAUGGUGUCCCAACCCUUACGACCUCUUGAAGAACUGUGCUGACAUGUGUCUUGAACACGAGCGUUCUGUCAUGGCGAUGGAGAGCCGCUACCAGAUCCAGCUGACUCCGUACAGUGACACCUACCGUGCUCCUUAG